GGCCACCUCAUCUUUGCAACAAUUGUCGAAUUUACUUAAUUUCAGUAAUUAUUUAAGUAGAAUUGAAAAUGAAAGUCCUCGUUUCUUUUUUAACUAUAUUAGCAUGUAUUUGGCCUCUUAAUGGUGUUAUGUUUCAGUUGGCACCGAACACACAAAAAUGUCUUAAAGAAGAUAUACAAGCAAAUCAACUAGUAAUGGGAGAAUAUGAGGUCUCCGAUGUGCCCGGUCAAGUUAUAGACUAUAUUGCUCGCGACACUAAGGGUCAUAUACUCUCGCAAAAGGAACACAUAACGAAAGGAAAAUUUAGUUUCAUGUCUGAAGUAUAUGACACGUAUGAAAUAUGCUUUAUUUCUAAAGUACCACCACAUCAGCGAGGAAUUGGUCAAGAAGUUUCAUUAUCGACCAAGAAGGGUGUAGAAACGAAAAGUUAUGAAGGCAUUGGCGAAGCCUCUAAACUAAAGCCACUUGAGGUUGAUCUCAGGCGUCUAGAGGAACUUUCCGACUCGAUAGUGCGUGACUUUGCUCUUAUGCGUAAACGCGAGGAAGAGAUGCGUGAUACAAACGAGAAAACAAAUAGUAGAGUACUAUUUUUCAGUAUCUUCAGCAUGUGUUGCUUGCUUGGAUUGGCUACCUGGCAGGUUCUGUACCUUCGCAGAUAUUUUAAGGCAAAAAAACUCAUCGAAUAGUUUGACAGAAAUGUGCGUUAAGUGUGUUCAAAAUUGUUUGGAGAUUAACGCUUUUCUUCCUAAUUCCCUUUACAAUAAAGAAUUAAAAUUUAACGCAAA
This is a messenger RNA of Drosophila busckii, 785 nucleotides long. RefSeq names its product transmembrane emp24 domain-containing protein bai (gene bai). The transcript has 5 exons. Gene Ontology annotation, biological process: intracellular protein transport; endoplasmic reticulum to Golgi vesicle-mediated transport; Golgi organization. The record is from RefSeq and is a predicted model, not a curated record. Gene Ontology annotation, cellular component: Golgi apparatus; COPII-coated ER to Golgi transport vesicle; endoplasmic reticulum-Golgi intermediate compartment. The coding region runs from base 69 to 686 and encodes 205 amino acids. NCBI's taxonomy places the organism in Eukaryota, Metazoa, Arthropoda, Insecta, Diptera, Drosophilidae.